Messenger RNA from Dichotomopilus funicola, 3153 nucleotides. RefSeq names its product endocytosis protein end4. Lineage: Eukaryota; Fungi; Ascomycota; Sordariomycetes; Sordariales; Chaetomiaceae. The record is from RefSeq and is a predicted model, not a curated record. The transcript has 4 exons. Bases 1 to 3153 code for a protein of 1050 amino acids. Gene Ontology annotation, molecular function: clathrin light chain binding; actin filament binding; clathrin-cargo adaptor activity. Gene Ontology annotation, biological process: endocytosis; clathrin coat assembly; actin filament organization. Gene Ontology annotation, cellular component: clathrin-coated vesicle; actin cortical patch.
AUGGCGACCAUACGCAGCCUUGAUCACACCAAAUCGGAGGCUGAGCUGGCCAUCAACAUUAAGAAAGCGACGAGCCCCGAAGAAUCAGCCCCGAAGCGCAAGCAUGUCCGCAGCUGUAUCGUCUACACCUGGGAUCACAAGUCCUCCCAGUCCUUCUGGGCGGGGCUCAAGGUCCAGCCCAUCCUGGCCGAUGAGGUCCAGACAUUCAAGGCCUUGAUCACGGUCCACAAAGUUCUCCAAGAAGGGCACCCCGUGACGCUGAGGGAAGCAAUGGCGAACCGAGGGUGGAUUGACAGCUUGAACCGCGGCAUGGCCGGGGAGGGCAUGCGUGGUUACGGUCCUCUUAUCAAGGAAUAUGUCUACUACCUCCUUGCCAAGCUCUCGUUUCAUAAGCAGCAUCCCGAGUUCAAUGGCACCUUCGAAUACGAGGAAUACAUCAGCCUCAAGGCAACCAAUGACCCCAACGAGGGCUACGAAACCAUCACCGAUCUGAUGACCUUGCAGGAUAAGAUCGACCAAUUCCAGAAACUCAUCUUCUCGCACUUUCGUAAUGUCGGGAACAACGAGUGCCGAAUCUCUGCUCUUGUGCCUCUUGUCACCGAGAGUUAUGGGAUUUAUAAGUUUAUCACCAGCAUGCUUAGGGCAAUGCACUCGUCAACGGGAGAUAACGACGCCCUUGAACCCCUCCGUCAACGAUAUGACGCCCAACACUACCGUCUCGUCAAGUUCUACUACGAGUGCUCCAACCUUCGUUAUCUCACGAGUCUCAUCACCAUCCCGAAGCUGCCGCAAGAGCCGCCCAACUUACUCGCAGAAGAUGAGAACGCCCCCGCCCUUCCCGCCCGCCCUAAGCAGGAAAUCGAGAAGCGCCCAACACCUCCGCCAGCACCCAAGGCCGAAGAGCCGGACGAGAUCAACGAGUUCUGGAAGAGCGAGAUCGACCGGCAGAACAGGGAAUAUGAAGAACAACAGCGAGUCUUGGAGGCACAGCAGCAAGCCGCGCUCCAAGCGCAACAGCAGGCCCAGCUUCAGGCUCAACGCGAUUUCGAGGAGCAACAGCGCCGGUUGAUGGAGCAGCAACAGCGGGAGCAGGAGGCCUUGAUGGCCCAGCAGGCACAGUGGCAGACACAAGGACGGCUGGCCGAGCUGGAGCAAGAAAAUCUCAACGCGCGGGCGCAGUAUGAGCGCGAUCAGCUCAUGCUCCAACAGUACGACCAGCGUGUCAAAGCGUUGGAAAGCGAGCUGCAGCAGAUACAAGGCAAUUUCGGACAGCAGCUGGGAAGUAAGGACGACCAGAUCCGCGCAUUGCAAGAGCAGGUUAAUACCUGGCGAUCCAAGUACGAGGCGUUGGCCAAGCUGUACUCACAACUCCGCCACGAGCAUCUCGACUUGCUUCAAAAAUUCAAGUCCGUCCAGCUGAAGGCGGCAUCGGCGCAAGAGGCCAUCGACAGGCGGGAGAAGCUCGAACGGGAGAUCAAGACGAAGAACCUCGAACUCGCCGAUAUGAUCCGGGAGCGUGACCGGGCCCUUCACGACAAGGACAGGUUGUCCGGCUCGAACAAGGACGAGGUGGACAAGUUGAAGCGAGAGCUCCGGAUGGCUUUGGAUCGCGCAGACAACCUUGAACGUAGCAAGGGUAACGAAUUGUCCACCAUGCUCUCCAAAUACAACCGCGAGAUGUCCGAUCUUGAGGAAGCACUGCGCACCAAGUCGAGGGCGCUUGAUGAGGCUCAAUCCAAGUUGAGGGACGGCAGCUCGGACCUCGAGGCCCUGCUCCGUGAGAAGGAGGAGGAGCUUGAGGUCUACAAGGCCGGCAUGGACCAGACGCUGAUUGAACUUAAUGAGUUGAGGAACAACCAGGGUGCCUCGGACCAGCUGCUAGACGGUCAGCUCGACGCCAUCGUCCUGGCUCAGCUUGACAAGAUCAACGAGAUUAUCGACUCGGUUCUCCAGUCGGGAGUGCAGAGGGUCGACGAUGCCAUGUACGAACUCGACUCGACCAUGCAGGCCGGCAACCAGAGCGCAUCGCCGAAUUAUGUUCUUUCGCAGAUCGAGAAGGCCUCCGCCAGCUCGACCGAGUUCGCCACAUCAUUCAACAACUUCAUCGCCGAUGGCCCCAACAGCACGCUCGCGGAUCUGAUCAAGAAUCUUAACGUGUUCUCCGGCGCUAUCGCAGAUGUAUGCAGCAACGCCAAGGGUCUGACGCGUCUGGCAACGGACGAGAAAAAGAGUGACUCGUUGAUUGCCGGUGCUCGUCAGUCUGCGCAUGCGACUGUCACCUACUUCCGCAGCUUGCUUAGCUUCCGUCUCGAUGGCAUGGACCCGGUGCAAAGGACGGACGUUGUCAUCAACAGCAACAAUGAGGUGCAGAUCAACCUCCAGCGGCUCAACAAGAUUGUGGAGACCUUUGCGCCAGGCUUUGGCAAACUCGCCGGCAAGGGCGACCUGGGCGAUAUCGUUGACCAAGAGCUCAACAAGGCGGCCGACGCCAUCCAGGCUGCGGUUGACCGUCUGAACAAGCUCAGGAACAAGCCGCGUGAUGGGUACUCUACCUACGAGCUCCGGGUUCACGACUCGAUUCUAGACGCCGCCUCGGCCAUCACCACGGCGAUUACACAGCUCAUCAAGGCAGCUACUGUCACCCAACAAGAGAUCGUGCAAGCCGGCCGCGGUUCGUCGUCGCGCACGGCAUUCUACAAGAAGAACAACAGGUGGACGGAGGGCCUCAUCUCUGCUGCCAAGGCGGUGGCGUCGUCGACCAACACGCUCAUCGAGACGGCUGAUGGCGUGCUCUCGCAUCGCAACAGCCCAGAGCAGCUGAUCGUAGCGUCCAACGACGUGGCCGCGUCGACGGCCCAGCUUGUGGCCGCCAGUCGCGUCAAGGCUGGCUUCAUGAGCAAGAGCCAGGAGAACCUGGAACAGGCCAGCAAGGCUGUCGGCGCUGCCUGCCGCGCGCUUGUUCGCCAGGUGCAGAGCAUGAUCAAGGACCGCGAUGCCGGGGAGGAACAGGUGGAUUAUUCCAAGCUCGGCGCGCACGAGUUUAAGGUGCGGGAGAUGGAACAGCAGGUCGAAAUUCUGCAGCUCGAGAACGCCCUAUCUGCGGCCCGCUCAAGGCUUGGCGAAAUGCGCAAGAUAUCAUACCAGGAGGAGUAA